AUGAAUUCCGUAAUAAAAGGAUGGUUUUCUGAAGUGUCGUCAGAUUUUCCAGGUCAGGCUUUCAGCCUUCAGGUCAAUGAAGUUUUGUUUGAAGGCAAAUCCGAGUUUCAAGAAAUUCUUAUCUUUGAAAGCACUACAUUCGGACGCGUCUUGGUACUUGAUGGCCGUAUCCAACUUACCGAGAGGGAUGAGGCUUUUUAUCAGGAAAUGAUUGCUCACAUCCCCCUGUGUGCGCAUCCGAUGCCGCGCCGCGUCCUUAUCAUUGGUGGCGGUGAUGGUGGUGUAGCGAGGGAGGUCGUCCGACACCAGUGUGUGGAACACGUUGACCUUGUAGAGAUCGAUAAUAUGGUGCUCAAUCUUUCCCGCAAGUAUCUCCCCUUUACUGCGUCGGGCCUGGACCACCCGAAGGUCUCCGUUCAUGUUGCUGACGGUUUUGCUUUUCUAAAGGAACAUGCAAUCAAUGGGGAGAAGUAUGAUGUUAUUAUUACAGAUUCCACUGAUCCUGGUGGUCCUUCCACUCCACUCUUCAACAAGGAAUACUUCCAGCUAUUGAAUCAAACACUUAACGAUGAUGGGAUUAUUUGCAAUCAGGGUGAAUCCCUGUUCCUGGAUUUGCCCAUUAUUCGGACGAUGGUGGGAUUUUGCAAGAGUGUAUUCCCGAACGUAGGAUAUGCUUACAACAUCAUUCCAACCUACACUUCUGGUCACCUUGGCUAUAUUAUCGCAUGCAAGAAUGAGGUAAGCACUAUUGUCACUAAUAUAUGCGAGGCGUCUCGCGAACCGCCAACCGACUGCAAAUUCUACACCAAGGCAGUCCAUAAAGCUGCUUUUGCAUUACCCAAGUGCUAUGAAGACGUGAGUUUUUUACUCGACAUUACCAUUUACCAGUUACUUUGUUUUUUAUUUGUUUACCAAUUUCGUUGA
Molecule: messenger RNA, 924 nt
Organism: Hydatigera taeniaeformis
Lineage: Eukaryota; Metazoa; Platyhelminthes; Cestoda; Cyclophyllidea; Taeniidae
Source: the annotation of a GenBank genome assembly